AGCUGGGCGCGCGUCACUUCCGGCGCGAUGGCGGCGCCCGCGGAACCGGAAUAUCAGAAGAUGGCAAACGGCGGAUCGGACCGAGACCGACAUCCUCAGAACCUACAGGGGCUCCUGCGGCUCUCGGUGGAGGCGGGCACCGUGGGCGAUGGCGUCCCUGAGCUGCAUCCGAUGGCGGAACAGCGCAGACAAUGGCUGCAGGACGCGCUGUCAGAUGCGUUCGAUGGGCAGCUGGAUGAGCUGAAGCAAAUCAAGCAGUGUCUCCAAAUCCUGUACGAGCCCCCUGACGAGGACACGGGUGGAGAGGGGAGGAAGGAGAGAGCGCUGGACUUGGUGGCUGAUCUGUGUGAGAACCUGGACAAUGCCAGAGAUUUCUGUAAGCUGGACGGCAUGAAGCUGGUGGUGGAGACGUUGCUGCAAUGCGCAGACCCGGAGCUGCGCUGGCGCUCGGCGAACAUCAUCGGCACCUGCAGCCAGAACAACCCCUUUGUGCAGCAGUGCGCACUCGGUCUGGGCGCCAUACAGAUACUCCUCGACCUCCUCAACAACGACGAGAACGACCUCGUGCGCAUCAAGGCCCUGUUUGCCGUCUCGUGUUUGGUGAGGGAGCAGGAGGCCGGCCUGCAGGAGUUUGUCGACCACGACGGUUUCUCGGUCUUGAUGCGGGCCAUGCAGAGCCGAGUCGAGAAGCUGAAGGUGAAGGCAGCCUUCCUCCUGCAGAACCUGCUGGGCAGCCACCCCGAGCACAAAGAGGUCCUAUGCUCUAUGGGGAUGGUGCAACAGCUCGUGUCUCUCAUCCAGGCAGAACACGAGGCCUUUCACGAGCACGUCCUGGGAGCUCUAUACAGCCUGGUCAGUCACUUUCCCCGGGGAGUGAAACAGUGCAAGAUCCCGGAGCUGGGCCUGGAGAACAUUCUGAUGGAGCGAGUGAGAAUGCUGAAGAACCAGGAAGAGUUUCAGGAGGAGUUGGAUUUCUGUGAAAAGUUACUGCAAACCUGCUUCAGUGGCCAGUCUGAGGAGAACGGGAUGGACCGGUGAUGGUUCAAGGCACCCAUUGGAGAGGACUGUUACCUGACUCUAAAGCCACCUCCACUCUCUAGCUAACCUGGACUUCUGAGGCUCCUGGCUGCUGCCCCUUGUCCAAUACUAAAUGUUCUGAGUAUUUUCUUUUUAUCUUAGGAAGUGGUUUUGAACGGGUCAGCCUCGACCGAGCAACAGAAGAGGCUCUGCACCCACACUGACUGUUAUAAUGCUCUUUCCCUCUCCUCUCCCUUUUUAUAGUACGGUAAAGCUCACUGAGAUUAAAAUACAGCGAGGAGCAAGGUGAGAGCCUUAGAAUUUUCUUUGGUGUAUUCUUGAGUUUCUGGGGGCGAAAAAUUGCACCUUUUACUCCCCUCCUCUGUCUCUCAAUCUAUCCGUCUUUCUCUCGGUAUCUCCUUCCAUCAGUUCUGUGUAUGUCAUCCGCUCUCCUGUGGUCACAGAUGUGAACUUCGCCCUUGCGUGUGGAUGUGAACAGCCUCUUUGACCGUAAGGGGCAUCACAGCCAUGUCAUGACUAUGUUGGGAGAGGGAUGCCUGGCUGAAUGUUUUUACCCUCUCCCCUUUGAGGCCAAUUGUAUCCCCAACAACUGUACAGCAGCUCGAGAUGUUCUUUUGACUGCGUGGCAGGUUUAAUGUUUUCUCUGCCUGACGUAAGCUAACAGAACGCACACAUCCCAAAAAUCCAACCAGACUGUUUAAUUCCCCAUGAAUAAUUGACCGUCGUUUCCAUUGUAUUUAUCCGAACUGGUGACUUUAUGAGGGCAACGACCCCUGAAAAGCUUUGCCGCGUUUCGAACCCGCUCCGAGAGGCAAGAACCACUUAAUGUAAAGAGUUUAUGAAUAAAAAGAUGCAAAAUGUG
Molecule: messenger RNA, 1900 nt
Organism: Callorhinchus milii (elephant shark)
Lineage: Eukaryota; Metazoa; Chordata; Chondrichthyes; Chimaeriformes; Callorhinchidae
Gene: hspbp1
Product: HSPA (heat shock 70kDa) binding protein, cytoplasmic cochaperone 1
Exons: 8
Coding region: 28-1038 (336 amino acids)
Molecular function (GO): protein binding
Source: RefSeq, a predicted model, not a curated record